Pantherophis guttatus is the source of this 5707-nucleotide messenger RNA. Lineage: Eukaryota; Metazoa; Chordata; Lepidosauria; Squamata; Colubridae. The record is from RefSeq and is a predicted model, not a curated record.
CCGCUUCCUCCUCUCGUCUCUGGAGGCGAAAUCUCCCCAUCGAUCCCUCCGUGGAAAUGUUUUUUUUCCUCCUCCUCCCAGUUGAGCUUCAUCUCCCUUUUCCACCCUCUUCCUCCCUGAGUUUCUCUCCAGUCAGAGAGGAGGCGCCAUUUCCCCCCCUUCGCUUCCCAAUGAAGGAGCCUCGUUCUGAGAUACCGAAACUGGAAGCCAUUUGUGGUCUUUGCAAGGCAAACUUUCCUCUUGGGGGAAGAAGAAAAAGAGCGGAAUCCCUUGCAGGGAUCAGUCCUGCAGCCCCAGAAAUGGUCCCGUGAAGGAAAAGGCAUCUGGAGACCCACCAGAGUCCGUGGAGCCAUUUGCAGUUGCUCUGCAGGACAGAGAAAGGAUGGAGACACAACCUUUUGCAAAGGAGGGAGCUGGAAAAGGCCCUUCAGCUGCUCAGCCUGGGAAGGGGGGGAAGCUCUGGACAAGACCCUGGCAGGAGAUCCUGGAGGAGGAAACCAUCCUCCCUUCAGAAGUUCAGCCCUGGAACUUCACCCAAUACCGGGAGGCUGAGGGUCCCCGAGGACUUUGCAGCCGACUCCAUGGCUUUUGCAGGCGAUGGCUGAGACCAGAAAAGCUCACCAAAGCCCAGAUGCUGGACCUGGUGGUUCUGGAGCAGCUCCUGUUCCUUCUGCCCCCAGAGAUGGAGGGCUGGGUGCGGGAGUGUGGCGCAGAGACCAGCUCCCAGGCGGUGGCCCUGGCGGAAGGCCUCCUCUUGAGCCAGGGAGAGGAGCAGAAGGAGCAGGCCCAGUUGCAGUGCUGCACUGUGGAGAUCAGAGAUCCUGAGGGAAAGAAGAACCCAUCAAAUCCCCCUCAGGAGCUAUUUUUCAGGAGGAUCCCUUGGGAAGAUCAAAGUCAGGACAUCUCAGGAGAGAAACAAAGAACGAAGCUUUCUGGGUUUUAUGACGGGGAUCAAACAGCGGUUGAAUCUCCAAAUCAAGAGAGUCUUGUGUCCUUCGAGGAGGUGGCUGUGUCUUUCUCUGAGGAAGAAUGGUCUCAGCUGGAUCCUGACCAGAAAGCGCUGCAUUCGGAAGUCAUGCUUGAAAACCAUAGGAACGUGGCCUCUCUGGGUAAUAAUGAGCAGGAGAAUCAAGUUUCCUGUGAACUGCUCCAAGUGAUCAAUGCUAAAAAUGGAAUGGAGAAGUUUGGAAUUCGAAUGGAAUUUGAAAGCCAUGAGAGAAACCACUCAAAGAAUUCGAAUCAGGAAAACUCAUCUUCCACUGAUGCUCCGAUGCAAGACUCUCUUGCCCAACAAGAGAAAAUAAGGAAAAAAUAUACUGGAAAAAGUGUGAAACUAAUAAAAGCUGAAUUACAAGUAAAUGAACACUAUUUAACCCAAAACAAAGGAGAAGAUGCUAUAAGAAGACAAAAUGGACAAAAUUACAAUGGGACAUUCAUUCUUUCUCUUGGAAAUAACUUUCUUAAAUCUCAAAAAGCGAUUGACACAAAAGAGAAACCUUAUAAAUGUUUGGAAUGUGGCAAAUGUUUUAAAACAAGCUGGAAUCUUACUUCCCAUAACAGGAUCCACACAGGGGAGAAACCAUAUAAAUGCAUGGAAUGUGAUAAAACCUUUGCUCAUAGAGGUAAUCUUAUUUCCCAUCAGAUGACCCACACAGGGGAGAAGCCGUAUAAAUGCAUGGAGUGUGGAAAGACCUUUGCUUAUAGCAGUGGACUUACUAUCCACAAAAAGCUCCACACAGGAGAGAAACCAUUUAAAUGCAUGGAAUGUGGAAAGACCUUUGCUCAAAGAGGUAAUCUUAUUUCCCAUAAGAUGAUCCACACAGGGGAGAAGCCGUAUAAAUGCAUGGAGUGUGGAAAGAUGUUUACUCAGAGCAGUGCACUUAGAAGCCACAAAAAAAUCCACUCAGGAGAGAAACCGUAUAAAUGCAUGGAGUGUGGAAAGACCUUUGCUUAUAGUAGUGGACUUACUAUCCACAAAAAGAUCCACACAGGAGAGAAACCGUUUAAAUGCAUGGAAUGUGGAAAGACCUUUGCUCGAAAAGUUACUCUUAUUUCCCAUGAGAUGAUCCACACAGGGGAGAAGCCGUACAAAUGCAUGGAGUGUGGAAAGACGUUUACUCAGAGCAGUGCACUUAGAAGACACAAAACGAUACACUCAGGAGAGAAACCAUAUAAAUGCAUGGAGUGUGGAAAGACAUUUACUCAGAGCAGUGGACUUAGAAGCCACAAAAAGAUCCACUCAGGGGAGAAGCCAUUUAAAUGCAUGGAAUGUGGAAAGACCUUUGGUCAAAGAGCUCAUCUUAUUUCCCAUGAAAGGAUCCACACAGGGGAGAAGCCGUAUAAAUGCACGGAGUGUGGAAAGACCUUUGCUCAAAAACGUAAUCUUAUUUCCCAUAAGAUGAGCCACACAGGGGAGAAGCCAUAUAAAUGCAUGGAGUGUGGAAAGACCUUUGCUCGAAAACAUCAUCUUAUUUCCCAUAAGAUGAGCCACACAGGGGAGAAGCCGUAUAAAUGCAUGGAGUGUGGAAAGACCUUUGCUGAAAAACGUAAUUUUAUUUCCCAUAAAAUGAGCCACACAGGGGAGAAACCAUAUAAAUGCAUGGAGUGUGGAAAGAGCUUUACUCAGAGCAGUGCAUUUAGAAGCCACAUAAAAAUCCACUCAGGAAAGAAACCAUAUAAAUGCAUGGAGUGUGGAAAGACGUUUGCUCGUGGCAAUGGACUUAGAAGACACAAAAUAAUCCACACAGGAGAGAAGCCGUAUAAAUGCACGGAAUGUGGAAAGACCUUUGCUCAUAGACGUAAUCUUAUUUCACAUGAAAGAAGCCACACGGGGAGAAGCCAUAUAAAUGCAUGGAGUGUGGAAAGACCUUUGCUCAAAAACAUAAUCUUAUUUCCAAUAAAAUGAUCCACACAAGAGAAGCCAUAUAAUUGCAUGGAAUGUUAAAAGAGUUUUGCUCAGAAUGGUCAUCUUAUUUCUCAUAAAAGGAUCUACACUCAGGAGAAACUACGGUGUUUUCCCGAAAAUAAGACAGGGUCUUAUUUUCUUUUGACCCCCAAAAUAAACGCUUGGCGUCAUUUUUGGGGAGGUCUUAUUAUUUUUGAGAUGCAGGAGGCCCCUAAACUGCAGCCCACGGUUCAGUGAUCCAGCGAGGGCUGGAAGUUCUGUUUCUUUUUCUGGCACACUCUUACCAGCCCUAGCGUCACUGGGCCUCCUCGUUGCUUCCUGUGUCAUCCCGGUGCUGAAACAGCCAGCCAGGGGGCUGCGUCAGAUCAUCUUCAGGGAAGCCAUGGCUGCAGCUCAUGCUCCUCCAGGCCCGGCUUGCUGAGGAGGGGGUGAGCAGCCCUGAUGCCUCCACUGCCCCUCCCACGGACUCAGUACUGCCAACCUUCCUCAUAGGUGCAGUGUGUUUCAAAGGUAGCAGCUCAUGGCAGUGUCGUCUUUUGGGAAGAAAGGAGUAGCAAAGAGCCACAAGGAGACAGAGAGAAAGAAAAGAAGGAGAGAGAGAGAGAGAAAUGAGCUGACUUUGUAUAAAUAUACAAAAGGAUGAAGGCUAUUGCUUAGCACAUUGUAAGCUGCCCUGAGUCUCCGGAGAAGGGCGGCAUAUAAAUCAAAUUUUAAAAACAACAACAAUGAUGGAGGAAGAGGAUGAGAGAGAGGAAAAAGAGAAACGAAUGAGAGAGAGAGAGAAAGGAAAGAGAAAGAAAGAAAAAGGGAGAGGGAGAGAGUAAAGAAAAACAAAUGAGGGAGGGAGGGAGAGAAAUGAGAAAAAAGAAAGAAAUGAGAACAUGAUGGAGGGAGAGGAUGAGAGAAGAAAAAGAAAUGAGAGAAUGGGGAGAGAAAGAAAAGAGGAAAAAAGUGUGAGAGAAAAAACAUGAGGGAGGGAGAGAGAAAUGAGAAAAUGGGGAGAGAAAGAAAAGGAAAGAGAGUGAGGAAAAAGAGAAAAACAAAUGAGAGGGAGGGAGGGAGAGAGAAAAAGGGAGAAAGAGAGAGAAAUAAAACGAUGGAGGGAGAGGUUUCCCCACACACAGGGAAACCACAAUGCUCAUGUAUGUACAACAAUCAAUUUAUUCAAAUUCAACAAUUUUUUCAAAUACAGUCAUGUCAUUUUCUGGAACAUCGUCAAAACUCCACACCCUGAAUUCCAGUCUGAAUUUCUUGUGAGUCCAUUUCGUUUAAAGUCAUUAGUCCCAAUCGCUGAUGUUUAGCAAUAGAGGUCUCCUUAAAAGAGUACCUCCUGUCCAUGUAGCCUACAUUUGCAACACAGUAGUCACUUAUUUUGUCCCUUAUCUUGAUCCAAGUCACAAACUCUGGCAGGCUAGGCUUCACAAAGUUUCCACACUGGUUUCUUGCGCUAGGCAAGAAACUUUUUUCAUAUCUUUUGCACGGUGAGUGCUGACUGAAUUCCAGAUCAGCAUAACUCUUUGGCCACCUCGUACAAGAAGAGGGAGCAUUAGCUCCGCCCACUUCCUGAUAGCCCCUUGGGUGCACCAGGCCUUUUCAGUUUCAGUUUCAGUUUUUCCUUCUUUCCCUUGGUGAUUAUUAGCGGUGUGACUUUGCUUCCAUCCAGCCAAAUAGCCAAUAUGUACGUCGCAUGUGCACUUUCAUAUCCCGUUGACGGAAUAUAAAUCGAUGUGGCACCCCUCUGAUCAAUUGUUGUUUCAGCUCCUUGGCCCACAAACACUGCAGUUUCGUCCAUGGCAAUCAUGUUGGAGAGCUGGUACUUGGAAAAGUCAAUGCCAUCAACGAAGGACUUGAAUGCAAGUGCCCGUAUGACAAGUUCAGCAUCUUCCAGCUUGAACCACAAGGAGAAUCUCCUCAGAGACAGUUCAUAUCGCUGAAGGAAGCCAUCCAGCUAGUGUUGAGAGGCUUUGAAUUAUUCCUGGGUAAUUUCCAACUAUGGUGCCAUUGCAAGGGCAAAUGCUUGAAUAUCAGCCCUGCGUACAACCAAAGUGUGGAAAUUGGGAUCGUAGAAACACCCAGGAGCAUAGAAGAGUCCAAAGGCAGAUGCAUGAAUAAAUGUAAUAAAUGUAUUUAUUCAUAUAACAAAACAUAUUAACUAUAUACAAAGGCUGUCUUAAUUUCCAUUAGGAUAGGGGGCACACAGCGUGUGUGACUACCCCUAUCAAAGAUCAUGUCUCAUGGAGAACAAACGUAAAAGAGAGCAUGGUGGAAAGGUUAGAGGGGGUUUUAUACUCAGUGUAAGACCCUCCUCUCCACAUAGGGGUGGGGGCACUUUCUGCCUCCACUAGUGUCUGUAUGAUACAUGUGCCAAUGGUUUGCAAAUACUUGACACAAAGCCUUUGCUCUCCUGUCAGCGAUCCAUUCGGGAUGCUGUCUUCAAGUUCAGGAAAUAAUGGUUGCCGACCUGAUCCACACUUGUGCUUCUUACCAUUUCCCUCCUGCACCUGUUAAAUGAGGUCAUCGUAUUUUCCUCUCCAUUUUCGGACCAUAUGGAGAUCCAACAAGCUGCCAGAUUCUUGCCCUGAGAAUCCUCCACGAUUCCUUUCUUGAAUUCCACGGAGUAGCUCUUCCUUUUUGAGCUCAACUUGUCUGGGGGUCAAAAUAAAAGUCAUUUUAGAUCAUUAAAUCCAUUAAUCCAAAACCCUGGGGGUGUGGUGGUUGGGAUUUGGUGUGUGAUGUGUGAUGUCAGCCUCCGCUCUUUCAUUGCUUACUUGCUCGGCUGCCAUGAAACGGGGGGAGGGGGGA